Miscanthus lutarioriparius is the source of this 630-nucleotide messenger RNA. NCBI's taxonomy places the organism in Eukaryota, Viridiplantae, Streptophyta, Magnoliopsida, Poales, Poaceae. The record is from the annotation of a GenBank genome assembly.
AUGGAGGGUGAUGGCAGAGAUGAGAACGUGAGGAUUUUAACGCGAAGGCAGUGGCCGCGGAUGAAGCAGUUUCUUCCGCAUCUUGCGAUUGGAUCGGAUAAAUGCCGGCAUCAUGCGAUUGGAUCGGAUGAAUGCUGCAGUCCGUUGCAGGAGCAUUUGUGGGUCAGACAUUCACGCAAUCAUGUUCAACUGGGCCUUACUCUCCUCUUCUACCGUGGUCAGGAUGCAACCGUUCACAAUGAAGAACUACUAGAAAUUAAUGCUAGAUUGUAUAUGUCGUACGUUUGCCCGUAUGCGCAACGGGCAUGGAUCACAAGGAAUUACAAGGGUUUGCAGGAGAAGAUCAAGCUAGUCCCCUUGGACAUGACGGAUAAGCCUGGAUGGUAUAAGGAGGUUUACCCCAAGAACCAGGUGCCUUCCUUAGAGCACAACAACAAUAUCAUGGGAGAGAGCUUGGAUCUGAUAAAGUACAUAGAUAGCAACUUCGACGGACCCAAACUUGUCACCAACGAUCCUGAAAAGCAAAGGUUUGCAGAAGAACUGCUGGGAUAUUCAGAUGCUUUCAAUAGGGCAUUGCUCGACGCACUUAGAUCUAAGGGGCCCAUGACCGCUGAAGCUGGCAAGAACUGA